AUGCUGGCCGUUGCGCUUUCUUUAGGUUAUUUUAUGUAUUUGUUCAUGGGAGCGAUGAUGUUCCAGAUUCUAGAGAAACCAGCAGAGACCAGUACAAGGGACCAGUUCCAAGUUGCAAAGCUCAGUUUCCUCCAGAACUACACAUGUUUGGAUGUGAAAGCCCUUGAACAGUUUGUACAGGUAUGAGAAAUGCAACAUACUUUCCUUGGACAUGUUUACAUCAAGUGCUUAUGGUAUUAGCAGUCGUAUGUUCCCUUUAAAUUCCUACUUCAGCUUUGUAUUGCUGUAUGAAUUACAGGUUAAAGGGAGCUCCGGUGAUUUUCCCAAUAAGGUAGAUACCUACAACCUUUUCCUAAUAUGGUCAGUGGCAACAAAGCUAAAUGAAAUCAUGACUUUCAUCCUACAGGAAUUCAUGAUACAAAAAUCAGUCUGCACAUUGUAGCAAAACAGUUAUAAAUACAUUUUCAGAUAAUAUAUAUUUGUUUUAGGUUAGAUUCUCUUAUUGACCAUAUAUGAUAACUUUUUAACUGCCCACUCAUACCAAUGAAUCAAUCUGCCCAUUCAUCUUCAGAUUUGGCCAAUUCGUCAUCAAAAUUUAUGAGGGAUUUUCCAUUGUACCCCGAUAUUCCGCCCAUUCAUUCUGGAAAUCUGUCCAUUUAUAUUGAGACUGGAAAUCUUUCAAUUCACCCUAUCACCUAUCAGAUCCAAAGGAUCUACCGAUUCACCAUGAGGCAUAGAUAAUCUACCCAUUCACCAUGAGUGAAUGGGUAGACACCAUGAGUGAAUGGGUAGAUUAUCUGUGUGUCAUGGUGAAUGGGUAGAUUAUCUGUGUGUCAUAAUAAAUGGGUAGAUUAUCUGUGUCUCAUGGUGAAUGGGUAGAUUAUCCGUGUCUCAUGGUAAAUGGGUAGAUUAUCUGUGUGUCAUGGUUAAUGGGUAGAUUAUCCGUGUCUCAUGGUUAAUGGGUAGAUUAUCCGUGUCUCAUGGUGAAUGGGUAGAUUAUCUGUGUCUCAUGGUGAAUGGGUAGAUUAUCCGUGUCUCAUGGUAAAUGGGUAGAUUAUCUGUGUCUCAUGGUUAAUGGGUAGAUUAUCUGUGUGUCAUGGUUAAUGGGUAGAUUAUCCGUGUCUCAUGGUGAAUGGGUAGAUUAUCCGUGACUCAUGGUGAAUGGGUAGAUUAUCUGUGUGUCAUAAUAAAUGGGUAGAUUAUCUGUGUCUCAUGGUGAAUGGGUAGAUUAUCCGUGUCUCAUGGUAAAUGGGUAGAUUAUCUGUGUGUCAUGGUUAAUGGGUAGAUUAUCCGUGUCUCAUGGUUAAUGGGUAGAUUAUCCGUGUCUCAUGGUGAAUGGGUAGAUUAUCUGUGUCUCAUGGUGAAUGGGUAGAUUAUCCGUGUCUCAUGGUAAAUGGGUAGAUUAUCUGUGUCUCAUGGUUAAUGGGUAGAUUAUCUGUGUGUCAUGGUUAAUGGGUAGAUUAUCCGUGUCUCAUGGUGAAUGGGUAGAUUAUCCGUGACUCAUGGUCUCAUGGUUAAUUAUCCGGUAGAUUAUCUGUGUCUGUCAUGGUGAAUGGGUAGAUUAUCCGGUGUCUGUGUCUCAUGGUUAAUGGGUAGAUUAUCCGUGUCUCAUGGUAAAUGGGUAGAUUAUCUGUGUCUCAUGGUUAAUGGGUAGAUUAUCUGUGUGUCAUGGUGAAUGGGUAGAUUAUCUGUGUGUCAUGGUGAAUGGGUAGAUUAUCUGUGUCUCAUGGUUAAUGGGUAGAUUAUCCGUGUCUCAUGGUGAAUGGGUAGAUUAUCCGUGGUCCGUGUCUCAUGGUGAAUGGGUAGAUUAUCCGUGUCUCAUGGUUAAUGGGUAGAUUAUCUGUGUGUCAUGGGGAAUGGGUAGACUUGUGCACAGCAAGAAAAUGUGCUUAAGCCGACAGUUUUGAUCCAAUGUCGGUUCGGCUCAGCCAAAUGGUGGUUUGGAAACCAAAUCUGGAGAACAAACUAAAAAGGUGCGAAAAUGGGCCAUUUCAUGGGCUGAAAAAUCUGACCAUAAUAUAAUAAUAUAAUAUGAAUAUUAUGAAUCUAUUUUCCAGUACACUGAUAGAAUCUUUUUCCUGCAACUGGGUUCACAGAUCAACUGAGGAAAUGGAACCAAUAGAGGAAAAAAAAUGGAUGAAUAGCAAAAUAAAAUCUCAGUUCUAUAUUAUAUAAUGCUCUUUAUGUUUUCCCCUCUAUCACUUAAUCUGUGAAUAAAAUAACAUUUAGUGACUGUUCCCCUCUAACCAUCAAUCAUCUUUUUGUUCCCCAAAAAUCAGUUGUUAUUAUUUGGCACCACAGGUUUUUAUUUGGCACCAACUCAUAAAACAAUGGUUUUAGCUCAAGUAACCCUUGCUGUGGUGAUCUGCCCCUCCCGAACUUAUAAAAUACCAAAAUAAACACUAACUCAUGUGGUAAUUUUGCACAGGAUUAACAACUCUUGUUCUGGGCUGUCUAAUGAUGCCCCAGGGACACUACUUGGGGUGGAGUUACCUCUAUCGGAGAGAUACAGCAAUUCGGGCGAUUGUUAGAUAACAAUCCAUCUUGGAAUUCGGCUCAAUACAUGAUUAAAGGGCAUGAUUUGUAUACUCCGUUCUUUCGUGGCAUUCUGAUCUACACAAACAUAUUUUCCCAGCAUGCAAUGCGACACCUCAUGAAAUUUUGCGCACAAUGCCUGAUGGUAAUGAAAGUCAAUAGACCGUGCUUCAACAAUAUAACAGAAACAUAUAUUGGUAUGGAAAAACCUUAAUGUUUCUAACUGAUUAUAAGCGUCCAUUGAUCAUUUUUGGCCAGACCAAGGAUUACCACUGAGUAGAAUGGUUACAAUGAUAUAUGGUAUUUCUGGGGCUUGUUCUCAUCAGUUUUAAUACAAGACAUUUAAUUAUAAUUAUUAUUAUUUUAUUAUUUAUAUAGCGCCAUCACAUUCUGUAGUGCUGUACAUUGGGUGACAUAUCAACAAUGUCAGCAACCUUAUUAUCUUCUAUAGAACUUUAUCUUAGAAAAUAUUGUAUCAUCUUCUCCAAUGUGUCUACACUAAAUGCCCACAAAUUGUAUUAGAAGUACUGAAACCAUUAGUGUGUCCACAGUCUGUAUUGACAUUGUAGGACCCAUUGAUGGUUAAGUGUAUCUGCUCAUUGCAGACGCUUAUUUGAGAAGGCUUUCAAUGUCUACAUUAACAUCCACUCCAAGAGCACUGGACUUCCUCAACCUUUGCUCUUCCUUCGUUUGGGUAAUGGGUCACAGGUUCAUCAGGAGAAUUCAAACAUUUCUUCAAAAUCAUACAUGAAAGCACAUGACCCAAUACCAGAAUCUCCAGCACAAGUAAUGUUUGACAGAUUAUUGGAGCAACUAGCCAUAUUGGAACCAAUCUCUGGAUGUUUAAAAUUAUCACGUGGAUGCAUUUAUUGAGCAAUAUGUGAGAGUUGUAUCCUGUAUUUAUGUGCUAUCUGUGCACCCUAUGUUUUAAGUAAAUUAUUAUUUUUUUUUAUUAAAAAGUGCCUGGUAGAAAGGAUUCAUAUUUGAAGACUGCAAUAUGCAUUUCUUAAAUGUGUCUCUGUAGUAAAUGUGCAAAAAGUAAUUUUAAAAUAAAUUUAACGUCAAAAUAAAAUUCCUGCCAAUUGUCGAACAAAUUGAUUCUUAAAAUUCAGUUUGUUCACCAAUCAAAAUCCUUUGAAUUAACCUUUUUAAAACGAUUUUAAUUUGGAAGAUUCUGAUUUCGUUUGCUUGUGAACUAACUGAGUUUUCAGAAAUGAUUCACUCGAGUAAACUCUUAAAACUAAUUUUUGCACGUCUACACCGGUAGCUAAAAACAAAAAAAACCGAUGUGAGUGCCAUAUGUUUACUUAAUGUUUCUAACUGAACAAAAGAUGCAAAUACAAACUGUGCCCUGAAAAUGUACCUAUGCAAUGUAAAAAUGUGUGUAACAUGAAGAACGAAUAUAUUAUGAUAAUGCAAGAAAGAAAUGAGUAAAAAUGGCCGGAUGAAAAGUAUCGGCAUGCCACGGGGACCAAAACCGUAUCUAUGAUAAGUUAGAUAUAUGAGCAAGUCGGUUGUGGUCUGCCGAAACCGACAUAUUGGGUAGGCCUGUAAUAAAAGAGGGCCCACCUGUAAUAGUAAUAUGUAUAAUGGGAGAGGUGGGAAGGAUGAACCCAGCAGCAUCAGCCCUGUGGUGUAGGGGGCCUAAGUUUAAAUAGCUGGGUGACCCCUCCCACAACUUCAGGCUCCACCUUCCAAUUUGUAGUCGGGAACCAAAGCCGUAUCUAUCAUAAGUUAGAUAUAUGAGCAAGUCGGUUGUGGUGUGCCGAAACCGACGUAUCGGGUAGGCCUGUAAUAAAAGAGGGCAAAAAUUAAAUAAAAUAACCUUAUUACAUAUCUCUACGUAGCAAGAUUCAUGAAGGCUUGUCUACUCAAGUCUAGCUAUGGUUGGGGUAUGUAUCUAGUAAUACACUGCGGAUUUCCGCAGAUACAGUUGCAAGAAAAAGUAUGUGAACCCGUUUGAAUGAUAUGGAUUUCUGCACAAAUUGGUCAUAAAAUGUGAUCUGAUCAUUAUCUAAGUCACAACAAUAGACAACCACAGUCUGCUUAAGCUAAUAACACACAAAGAAUGAAAUGUUGCCAUGUUUUUAUUGAACACACCAUGUAAACAUUCACAGUGCAGGUGGAAAAAGUAUGUGAACCCCUAGACUAAUGUCAUCUCCAAGAGCUAAUUGUACACCAGUUGGCUGACAUCUAACUCCAAUCAAUGAGAUGAGAUUGGAGGUGUUGGUUACAGCUGCCCUGCCCUAUAAAAAACACACACCAGUUCUGGGUUUGCUUUUCACAAGAAGCAUUGCCUGAUGUGAAUGAUGCCUCGCACAAAAGAGCUCUCAGAAGACCUACGAUUAAGAAUUGUUGACUUGCAUAAAGCUGGAAAGAGUUAUAAAAGUAUCUCCAAAAGCCUUGCUGUUCAUCAGUCCACGGAAAGACAAAUUGUCUAUAAAUGGAGAAAGUUGAGCACUGCUGCUACUCUCCCUAGGAGUGGCCAUCCUGUAAAGAUGACUGCAAGAGCACAGUGAAGACUGCUCAAUGAGGUAAAGAAGAAUCCUAGAGUGUCAGCUAAAGACUUACAAAAGUCACUGGCAAAUGCUAACAUCCCUGUUAGCGAAUCUACAAUACGUAGAUUAAACUAAACAAGAAUGGAUUUCAUGGGAAGAUACCACAGAGGAAGCCACUGCUGUGCAAACAAAACAUUGCUGCACGUUUACAGUUUGCACAAGAGCACCUGGAUGUUCCACAGCAGUACUGGCAAAAUAUUCUGUGGACAAAUGAAACCAAAGGAGUUGUUUGGAAGAAACACACAACACUAUGUGUGGCGAAAAAAAGGCACAGCACACCAACAUCAAAACCUCAUCCCAACUGUGAAGUAUGGUGGUGGGGGCAUCAUGGUUUAAAGAGGAAUGGUCAAGAAUUACUCCUGACUGUUGUGCACGUCUGAUCUGCAACUACAGGAAAUGUUUGGUUGAAGUCAUUGUUGCCAAAGGAGCUUCAACCAGUUAUUAAAUCCAAGGGUUCACAUACUUUUUCCACCUGCACUGUGAAUGUUUACAUGUGUGUUCAAUAAAAACAUGGCAACAUUUCAUUCUUUGUGUGUUAUUAGUUUAAGCAGACUGUGAUUGUCUAUUGUUGUGACUUAGAUGAUGAUCAGAUCACAUUUAAUGACCAAUUUGUGCAGAAAUCCAUAUCAUUCCAAAGGGUUCACAUACCAAUAUAUAAAUUUAUUGGGGUUAUUGCAAACUGUGGUCUGCCAAACAUAUUGUUCAAAGGUGCUGUUGCUCAAUAAAAGCUGAGUUACUUAAAGGGACAACCCAACCCCUGAAGCACUUUAUCUUGCUGAAAUGUUUUAUUUGAAAAGUGUGUCCUUUUUUCAUUUUACAAAAAGUGCAGAUUUCAAUAGAAAUUGGUACUUUUAUAAAUUAACCUUGUUACACCCCUGGCUGUCAAUCAGACAACAGAUCAUAUUACUUUCUGGUUUGGUUAACCAGUGGAGAUAAACUCAAGAGGCAGCAAUUAUCCAGAACACCUGCCUUGCAAAGACUUCUUAUUGAACUGCAAUGGGAAGUCUGUGAUUGGACAGCCAUAGAAAGUCUGGGCGGGGUUAGAAGGGGAGGGCUUGCAAAUUCUACAGACAAGGCAUCUGCUGCUUUUGAAAGCUGUUUUUAUAGAUAUCCCCACAACAUGCAUAAUUGAAUGCAUUGAUGCAUUUAUUGAGUUAUAUCUAUUGAACAGUGCUUUAUUUAUUUUUUGUAUUUGGGCAUUGGAGUAUUUGAAGUGUUAACCCAACAACGGAGACAAGGAAGCUGCUAAGCAGGAAUUCUAUUAGCAUCCUUAGCUUAGCUUUGCAGUGGAAGACUUAGCUCUUUGGCUGAGAGUGUCAGCUGAUCUCUCUGAGCCAAUGUUUGAAUACAAGUAUAUAUGUAUGUUCAGAUCUAUUUUUUAGGUCAGAUGCGUGUUUACUCACCGUGUCAUUUUUACCUAUCCCUCCUCUAACGAUAACUCUUCUUAACCCCCUUACUCUUUGAUUUCUAUACAUGAUGUUUAGGAUCCACCAGAAGCAUUGCCUCCUAACCCGAUUUUUGGGUCCUGUCCCACUGACCCACUAGUUCCCUGCUGUUCCACUUAUGGGGACACUAGAGAACUGUCCUUAACAAUCAUAGGACGAGUGCUCAUGUUAUGUUCAGGGCUUAAACAGUGCUCCCUGCAUGUCCUGCCCUCGUGGGUCGGCCUGAGUGAUGGACAGGCAGCCUGAUGUGUAUUCAUACCAGGCUGACCUGCCAUUAACCCGUCCACUUUCCGAUAGGACUUCUAUUUUGGGUGUGGCGCUAGUAACACAAUUGGAUCACUGGUCCGUCCCUUUACCUCCUUCCACCAAUUCUUAAGACACUGGAGUUGGGAGGCAUGCCCCGAAAAAAUGGUGUCUAUAUCUCUCUUUUAGACUCCUAGCCUAAUUUACGCUAUGUACUAUAUGCUGUGAUGUUGAUUUAACCUAUGUUGUUUCUUUAUCACAUUGCAUCUUUAAAUUCUUUGUGUCAUAUAGGUUAUCAGUGUUUUAGCCUUGAUAAAGGGAGGAUCUCCUGAAAGCUUGUCUUUAGAAAAAUCACAUCAGUUAAAUAAAAAUGGUGUAAACAGACACUUCUGUGAUAUAUAAUUAUUAUAUUAUUAUUAUUAUUAUUUUAUUAUUUAUAUAGCGCCAACAAAUUCCUUAGCGCUGUACAAUGGGUGGACUAACAGACACAUAAUUGAGAUCAGACCACUGACGUACAGGAACAGAGGGGGUUGAGGACCCUGCUCGAUGAGCUUACAUGCUAGAGGGAGUGGGGUAUAGUGACACAAAGGGUUAAAGUAGGGGAAUUAAAUAGUUUGUUACAGAAGGGUUUAUUGAGUGCUUGGUAGGUCAUUUUUGACAGGUGCAGGAACGGAGUCAUGGGGUGGGGGAUGAGAAACCUGCUGACAGUUUAAUUGAUACGCUUUAAUAAAGAAGUGAGUUUUCAAAGAUUUUUUGAAGGAGUGGAGGCUGGGUGAAAGUCUGAUUGAGGAGGGAAGGGAGUUCCACAGAAUAGGUGCAGCCCUGGAGAAGUCUUGAAGGCGAGCAUCAGAGGUGGGGAUCCGGGCAGAGGAUAGGAGUAGGUCUUGGGCUGAGCGCAGGGGUCUCGUCGGGACAUACUUGUGUAUGAGGGAGGAUAGGUAUGUUGGAGCAGCAUUAUGUAGUGAUUUGUAAGCAAGCGCCAGAAUUUUGAAUUGGGCCCUAUAUCUAACUGGAAGCCAAUGCAGGGACUGACAGAGCGUGGAGGCGUGGGAGGUGCGACCGGACAGGAAAAUAAGCCUCUCAGCCGUAUUCAUUAUAGAUUGCAGUGGUGCAAGCUGGGAACAUGUAAGACCGGUGAGAAGGGGAUUGCAAUACUCAAGGCGAGAGAGAACAACAGCAUGUCCUUUACCUGCUGGAAUAGGUUUUUGAUAUGUAUUCUUUAAAUAGAUUAGUUUAACCAUGCACUGCGUUAUAAUACAAUAUUAGCCCUUGCUGGCGAUUAUUCAUCACUUGACUCAUUACACGCAUCACAUGCUAUAACAUUAAUUCAAGAUUCUACCCUAAUAAUAUCCUAAUUACAUAUGUUCCUAUCUAAAAAGUUGGCACCAAAAUACCUCAAUCCCUUCUGAAACUGUCCAACGAAAUGAAGCUUGUCAAACUGUCUAUGAACCUAUUACAUGGUAUUACAUGGUAUUAGUGUUUAAGAAAAAAUACAUUAUAUGUUUUAUAGUUUUAUCGAAUACAAUUACCAUGUUUAAUUUAAAGUGAUAAUGAUCGAGUGAUGGGAUUCUGUUGUUGGAUGAUACAAUGUUACAUACAAUAUCUAACACCAUCGAUCUUCCUCAGAUUAUAAUGGAGGCCUGGGAGAAGGGCUUGAAUCCGAAAGGAAAUGCCACCAAUCCAAGCAACUGGGACUUUAGCAACUCCUUCUUUUUUGCUGGAACCGUCAUCACAACUAUAGGUAAUUGGCAGGAAUUGCAAAGAAAAUGCGAGUCACAGGUCAAUGACUGUAAGAGUUCCAGAACAAUGACGAACAGAAUCACAGGUCAAUGACAAUAAGAGUCCCAGAACAAUAGCAAUGAGAGACACAGGUCAAUGACUGCAAGAGUCUCAGAACAAUGACGGUGAGAGUCACAGGUCAAUGACAAUAAGAGUCCCAGAACAUUAACAAUGAGAGUCCCAGGUCAAUGACUGUAAGAGUCCCAGAACAAUGACGAUGAAAGUCACAGGUCAAUGACAAUAAGAGUCCCAGAACAAUAACAAUGAGAGUCACAGGUCAAUGACUGUAAAAGUCCCAGAACAAUGACGAUGAGAGUCACAGGUCAAUGACUGUAAGAGUCCCAGAACAAUGACAAUGAGAGUCACAGGUUGUAACGAACUCCUUGUACUUUGUAUAGUACGUUCGUUCUCAUACUCCAGAACUGCUAGAGGCUUAAGUGAUUAUAUUCCGUUUGCAUAGCACGCUAAUUCGUACUCUCCCGAAAUCCAAGCAGUUGGUAGAAAAAAAUCAAGCGCUUUUUAGUUCGCAUACCCAAACAUCAGUCGAGACUUGAUGAAGGGUACAACUGGAAUGUUUUAUUAUGGCCAUGUGGCCCACUUUUAUACACAGACCCCCAGCAUGAACACGCCGUAAAACACGCCCAGGAGUCUCUGUGUCUGGGAGAUAAUUGAGUUCCCUUAAUCUAAUUAUCUCCCAAGCACUAGAGUUACAACAUAUAAAACAUAAAACAACCCAAAGCAUACAUAAUAUUAAUAGGGACCCCAGAAAUCCUAUAUCCCCAGAUAGCCUGGAUCUGAGUGCCCAAAGUGUCCAAAUAGUGCUCAGAUUCCAUGAAUACAGCCAAAUCGCCCCUUGGGUAAAGUUUUGACCGACCGCACACGUAGAGUCUGCCCAGAAAAGUUCCAUGAUAGAAGUGGUAGCAGUCACUUUCGGGAGUCCCAAAACAAAUAAAAUACCAAACGGUUCCCCUGGCUCACAGGUAGCGAAUGUUCCUCUGGUUCAUGAGUACCUUUUUUCCAAAUAGUGCUCUGCUGGCUUGUCAAGAAUAGAAGCAGGCGUUUGUACAAACUUACCGGUGUUCGCGAGGUUGAGUGUCCAAUUUAGAGUUCCAGACACUCGACGACCAAGUACCGCUGCCUGCUUUUGGGACACCAGAUGCGUUUUUCAGCGCACGUGUUGUUCGAUUAUACGAACGGCGGCCGCCCAGGGAGAAUACUUGACCUUGUGGUUACUUUGAAGUUAAAUGAGCCAGGGGGGUAGUCGGUGUUUGGUAGAUCCAACUACUGAAUGCAGGAAAAAAUAACUGGGGCAAGGGAAAUUACAGGGUUUGUCACACAGGUCAAUGACAAUAAGAGUCCCUGAACAGUGACAAUGAGAGUCACAGGGCAUUGACAGUGAGAGUCACAGGUCAAUGACUAUAAGGGUGUCAGAACAAUGGCAAUGAGAGUCACAGGACAUUGACAGUGACCAUCACAGCUCAAUAACAAUUAAGGUCACAGGAGAAGGAAUAUGAAAGUCCCAAAGUAAUUACGAUGAGGGUCCCAGAUCCAUGACCAUGAGAACCACAGGACAAUUAAAUUGUCAGGGAGACUCAAAAAAACUGCAAUUUCAAGCUAUUAAUUUCAGUCUUGAAAGCAGCAAAUAAUUCUGUCACUGCACACACUCGUAUACAACAAUAUUCCAAAUACCAGCACGCUAAAAGACUAAAAUAAACUAUUUCUACUUUAUUGUAUCAAAAGAAAUCUAGGUCAACUUUUCAGAACGUUUAUCAGGGCAGAGUGCUGGCAUUUGGAAUCUUUAUAUACACACAUAAAUAUACAUAACAUACACAUGCACAUAUAAUAUAUAUAUUUAUUGCAUUUAUAUCCUUAAUAUUUAUGUAAUCACUAAACUGAUACUUAGAGAGAAUCAAGGGGGAAUUACAAAUAUUAGGCCAAGAUUGUGAAUUGUAAAGAAUACUUACACUCUGCUAUAUUUCCAGCUUGAAUAUUUUAUAUUUGCCCAUAAUUUGCCAACUGUUAGUCCUUUAAUUAAUAAAUUAUAAACUAAUAGUUUGAUUCUGCUGGGAAUGGGAUCUUCUCAUGCCCGACAGAGUAAUCAUCUGGGCACUAAUUCUCAAUGUUCUGCUUAUUUUCAGGUUAUGGUAAUUUAUACCCCAGCACUGUUGCCGGACAAGUUUUCUGCGUGUUCUAUGCAUUGUUUGGGAUUCCUCUCAAUGUGGCAUUUUUAAACCUUAUUGGGAAAGGGUUAAAUGCCCACCUGCUGGCACUAGGAAGAUGUGCACAAGAACCUGAAGGCUCGGGGGUAUCUAUCCUACAAUAAUGUUCCAUUAUCUUGCCUGUACAGUUAUCAGCCUCACAUUCCGCUGAGACAAGUGGUGCUCCUGAUCCUUGAAAUCUCAGAUUUAUUAUUCUAGAAGGAUUCCUCUGGGAUCUUAAUAUGAACGCACACAGUAAAGUAGAAUAAAACCGUCAGUGUCAUUUAAAAUCAUAUAAAGUAUUUAUUGUGUCUCAAAAAAUAUAAAAUUAAGAGGUAGAAUAUUUUAGACAUUACAAAUUGAAAGAACUAAACAAGCUAAACCGAGCUUUGUGCUCUGAGCGACACAUAGUCAUAAGCAGUUUUCAUAAGGGGAAAUACCACUGUUUAUAACUGACUUUAAUUUCUGUAUUAACGGCUUUGACCCUUAAAGGAUAAUUAAAUAACGGUAGAGUUUAUUAUAGCAGCCAGUUUAUUGUAUUGUCUACAGGGCCAGAGUAGGAGCCCAUUGGGCCUGGUGCUGACAAUUAUGAUGGGCCUAAUUACAGAAUUUUAUCGACAGGAAACACUAAAACAGUUAUACCUCCCAAGCGUCAUGUAUCUGGUGGAGGUGGUGUUGGAGGGAAACUCAAAGGAUCUAACUAUCAGAAAACACAUACCCUAUGCUAAUCUCUCGCUUUCAUCUUUCAAGUAAAUCCAUAUCCCCUAACAGCAGGUCCGGUGAAGAAGGAUGUAGGUGGGCGUCUGGUGACGAAAAUCAGGGGGUGUGUUUGCCCAAAGAAUUAGAUGGUCAGCCUGGCAUGAAUGCAUGUCAAACUGUUUGCCAGGGUGGCCAGCUAAGGGCAUACUGUGCAGAGAGCACCCUAAACUUGGCAUAAAUGCGUCUAAUGAUGCACUCGCUCUAUGCUUUCUAAGGACUGUCCCGUAGCAUUCACUUGUCCGCUCUUCUCCUAACCUUCUUACUAGCAGGCAGAAGCUCCUGGUAUAUAGUCUGAGACAGAGAAAAGUAUAUGCUGUGAGUGCAGAAGAAAGGGAACAUGCCAUAGUGUUAGAGAGACUGAAGUAACAACAAGAGUGUUUGCAUAGUGCGCAAAGUUUACCUUAACUAAUUUCAUUGUCAGCCAGUUUACACAACAUUUGUUCCCCAACAUCCCUCUUAAGUUUUCAUACUUAAGCAAGAGCAUGUGAAGAGUAGUUAAGUUUUUUUAUAUUUUUUUUCAAUCAAUGGGCCUGGAGCUGCAGCUCUCUCAGCCCCUAUGUUAAUCCAGCCCUGAUUGUCUAUAUAUUCCCGGCUGCGGGAGAGGGUAGUGGGAUUAGUAAAAUACUGAAGAGUGAACUUCUACCCAGGUGGUCCCCAUCUCUCCAUGUCUGAAUGAAUUAAGGCAUUUAUAUUUUAGGCUCAUUACCUUAAUCUAGAACAAACCUUACUUUACUUUUUGUUUUGGAUAAUUUAGAGUUAAUAGUAAGGUUAUUCCUUUUGCAGAAACAGACUUUGUGUCUUUUUGUGGUUUGAUUUUGACAAAUGCGGUAUAAACACCACCUUCCCAGAGCAGCUGGUGGAGCUUCCUGCGAGAUCCAGCGGCCGAUGUAGGAGGUUUGGAACCAUUUCCUGGUUGCAUAUUCCUCUCACUCUCACUGCCCCUAUUUGACCAAUGUAAUACCUAAAUUAUACAUGAUGCAACGCUAUAAUUUAUAUAUUACCAAUAUAAACUUCAGCGUUGUGCAGUUAUACAAGUAUGAAGCAACAAGUAAUUGAUAAAUAAAAUAAUAUCACAGAACUAUGAAGAAAUACAGGGCCAGCCCAUGUGAGUGGACAUUGCAUGUCUUGUUCGAUUUUUACACUGUGUAAAUCAAGUAGCAGAUGUCAUAACUCGGCACCAGAUAUCAUUCAGUCAUGCUAUGGCAUUGAGAGAGGGGGAGAGAGAGGUGUCUGCUGUGGGAAAAUGGGUAAACCACCACCGCAGCCACUGUAUCACCAGGGAAAAAGGUCCUCGUUCACGACAAACCAUAAGCAAUUGGAAAUAGGAUUCUAUGAAAAUAACUGGCUAAUAAAAAAAUACCUUAAAUUUCAUCAUGAACUCUUGCCCAACGAACCAGGGAGCACUAGCCAGGUUUACCAGUAAUGGACUCGAUGUCAUGCUAUGGGCAUUCGUACUGCUGCAGUGUUAUAUGUCCUACAUAUUAUAUGCAAAUGGUAUAUAUUACAGAAGGGGAUAAGAAGUCAAUUAACUUUUUUAUUAACUAACCAAUUUCAAUGAUAUUACACACAAUGAGUGCUUAACGUGUGGAGAUUUUAUUUGACUAGGUAUUAACAGACCUCCAUUUGCUGCCUCGCAGGACCGGCUCUUUCAAUUGCAUUGUUCAUAACAUUAGUUAAUUAAUGAGGCUCUAGCGCUUGAAUUUCUACGGAUAUUCUCAUUGAGCUGCUCAAGUGUAGGUAGUUCGUUCACGUACACCCGCUCCUUCACAUAUCCCCACAGGAAUAAAUAAGGAGCUGAAAGGUUGGGCGAACGUGGCGGCCAUUUAAUCUGGGAAUUUCUUGAAAUUAUCCGCUCACUGAACAGUGGUCUCAGUUGAACAGUGGUCUCAGUUUUCAAAAUAAAAUUCCACAAUAUUUGAUGGUUGUUACUGCGGGAAAGCACCCAUGAUGAAUCUCCCAAGACUCUCCCAUGAAUCAUCCAUGAUGAAUCUCCCAAGAUUUAUAAUAUGUAUCUGCAACAAAAAAAUGUAACUACUAACAAAUAAGUUAUUUAUCUGUCAAAUCCUACUCUGAAUGUUGACCCAUCCCUUUUAUAUGCAAUGUUACAUAUAGUUACAUAGUUAUAUAUGUUACUUAUUAUAUAUCAUGUUAUAUGUUAUUCUCUGAGUGCUUUGCAAUGAUCCAUGUGUCAGGGAUUCCAUUGAUUGUGACUAAACUCGGAUUUUCAGAUAAUGAAGAUAAUGAUGAUGGCGGUCUAUCUCACAACUGGCUCCCUGUUAUUCCUGGUCUUCCCUCCCAUGAUCUUCAGUUACGUGGAAGGCUGGAGCUACGGCGAGGGGUUUUACUUUGCGUUUAUCACCCUCAGCACCAUUGGAUUUGGAGAUUACGUGUUAGGUAUGCCAUUCCAACCCAUUCACAUUGUCACACCAUGUUAGUGUGCCCUGAAAUCUAUCAUUCUUUCGCAAUUCUGUGCAAUUGUUGAAAAAAGUCUGGUGUCACUGGAAUUUACAAUGUGCGUAAUAAUUGCUUGGCAUGAAAUAGAUGUUUUUCUCCUUAUCCUGGCCAGUGUGGUUUUGUUAUAGUGCUCCUGUCAUGCCAAAUGGAUAAAAAAAUAUAUAGCAACUAGCAGACAAAAAUAAAUAGACAUACACUGAUCAGUCACAACAUUAAACCCACUGACAGGUGAAGUGAAUAACAUUGAUUAUAUCGUUACAAUAACACCUGCUAAGGCAUAGGAUAUAUCAGGCAGCAAGUGAACAGUCAGUUCUUGAAUUCCAUGUGUUGGAAGCAGGAAAAUGGGCAAGUGAAAAGAGUGACUCUGACAAGGGCCAAAUAGUGAUGGCUAGACAAAUGGGUCAGAACAUCUCCAAAACGGCAAGUCUUUUGGUGUGUCUCUGAUAUGCAUUGGUUAGUACCUAUCAAAAAUAUUGUUGUGUCAACCAAAAGUGGUGCAAGAUAGGGCAACUGGUGAACUGGUGUCAGGAUCAUGUGCACCCAAGGUUCAUUGAUGCAUGUUGGGAGUCCGAUCCCAAAAAAGAGCUACUGUAGACCAAAUUGCUCAAAAACUUAAUGGUAGCCAUAAUAGAAAGGUCUCAUAACACAUAGUUCAUCUAAGUUUGCUGCGUAUGAGGAGGAGUAGCCGCAGACCAGUCAGAGAUACUUCCCAUGAUCACCCCUGGCCACUGUUGACAGUGCCUUCAAUGGGGACGUGCGUCAGAACUGGAUUGUGGAGCAAUGGAAGAUGGUUGCCAAGUCUGAUGACUUACAUUUUCUUUUAGAUCAGAUGGAUGGCCUGGUGUGUGUGUGUCCUUUACCUAUGUUAAGCUCUGGACAAUGUUCUGCUGGGAAACCUUAGGCCGUGCUAUUCAUGUGGAAGUUACUUUGACACAUACCAUAUACCUAGAAAUUGUUGCAGACCAAAUACAACCCUUCAUGGCAAUGGUGUUUCCAGAUGGCAUCUUUCAGCAGGAUAACAAACCCUACCGUGCUACAAAAAUUGUAUGGAAUAAAUUUAAGGAACAUGACAAAGAGUAGAAGAUUUUCCUUUGACCCUCUAAUUCUUGGGAUGUGCUGGAACUACAAAACCGAUCAAUGAUCUCACAACAUGCAGGACUUAAAGGAUCUGCUGCUAAUGCCUUGACGUCCGGUACCACUGAAAACAUUGAGAGGUAUUUUGGAGUCAAUGCCUCGAUGCAUUUGGCAGCACAUGGGGGAUAUAAGGCAGCCAGUUUUAAUGUUAUGGCUAAUCAGUGUUGUAUCUUGAGAGCCCUGAGUUCAAACUACUAAAUCUCUGUAUCAAAGUUCAGGUGCGAUUGCCUAAAUUUUGGACCUGAGUCCCACCAGCCUGGAUUAGUUACAUCAGAGAAAUCUAUUUAAUUGUAUUAAAGGUAUAUUUGCAUGUGAGUCAUUGAUUACAAUUGUGCAUGCACUAGUGUGGAUCAGCAAUGCUUAGUGCUUGUGUGAGCACUUAAUUCGCUAUGCAUUGGCGGCUGGUUUGUAAUGAGCUCACUGGCAGCACGCAACUUACACGCAAUGUUUCUGUUACCCGUUGUGAUGUACAUCUUACCCUGAAAGGCUACUCCAGGUGCACAAUACAAUUUCCUUAAAAUAAUAUUUAACAUUAAAAAAAUAUACACCAUGAAAAAUAACAGUUUUAACCCUAUUUACAUUCUUUUUUGUGUAGGAACGGACCCAAACAAGCAUUAUAUUUCCAUCUAUAGGAGCUUAGCGGCGCUCUGGAUUAUAUUUGGCCUUGCGUGGCUCGCUCUGGUUUUUAAUCUCUUGGCCGACUUGGUGGAAAAACUGAUUCAUCUCAAAAGUCACAGGAACCAAACUAUAAGAGAGGACAACGCUGUGCAGAAGUGUGAAGACCACCCAGGGCAAACCAGAGUCCAGAAAUGA
Pelobates cultripes (western spadefoot toad) is the source of this 15918-nucleotide messenger RNA. The record is from the annotation of a GenBank genome assembly. Lineage: Eukaryota; Metazoa; Chordata; Amphibia; Anura; Pelobatidae.